GGAGGAAUCCCAAGAAAUCCACCAGACUGCCUCCCUUCAUUCUCUCUCUCUCCCCUCCAACUUUCAAUCUUCUUCACUCUUUUAUUAUUGAACCCCAUUUUCUCUCUCCACACACACAACUAUAUAUACACACCAUAAUACUUACUCUGAUGCACGUUCAUUCAAAUUGUCUUCCUCUCUCCCUGCCGUCUCUGGUUUCUGAGAUUUCAUUUUAUUUCUCAGGAACCCAUUUCAUUCUCGCACUAGAGAUAUUGACAGGCGGGGAGAUAUUAAUAAGCGUUUGCAAAGAUGAUUGAGGAAUUAAUUACCAGGACCUUGAUAUUGGUCUUUGGAUAUGCAUAUCCUGCAUUCCAAUGUUUCAAAACUAUAGAGAAAAAUAAAGUUACGGUCCCAGAACUCAGGUUUUGGUGCCAAUAUUGGGUGAUUGUGGCGUUGAUAUCAAUUCUGGAAAAAGUUCUUGAUAUAUUUAUUUCAUGGGUGCCUUUCUACCGAGGGAUAAAGUUAAUCCUGUACAUUUACUUGUGGCAUCCCGGUACAAAGGGGAGUACCUACAUGUACGACACGGCGGUGCAACCGUAUGUGUCGAGGCAUGAGGCAACAAUAGAUCGGGGCAUUGCAGAAUUGAAGGAGAGAGCGUGGAAUUUGGCACUUAGUUAUUGGUAUAACUGCGCAGAUAUGAGCUCCAAAAAAGUUCUACAAUGCCUUCAAUUAUUGAUGACUCAAGUCAUGAAUGCUGCAUUAUCACGCCCUCAAUCACAGGAGGCUCAAUCCAACGACACUUCGACGCCAACGCCGCCGAGCACGCCUUCUGGAAUCUUCAAGAGAAACGUUUCCGAGAAGCGGCGGCCGCCUGUUGUGCCGCCGGGAACCGUCGGUAGCCCAACCCCCAAAUCCGACACUACGAAAGUGAAACUCCAUAAUCAAGCACAAUUUAUUCAUAACGAUGAGGCGCCUACUAAGCAAGAGAAAUCAGAAAACGACCAGGAUUUCCUUGCUGCCAAGGUCAAGCUCAGGCGCGUCAGCAACAAAGAGUAAAUAAAUGAAUCAAUAGUUUAGGAUAGUAUUUUUUUUUAUUCAAUUUUUUUCUUCUUGUAUUUUCAAUUCAUUUUAUUUUUACUAGAUUCCAAAUAUGCGAUUGAAGCACCGGAAAAAAAAAAAAUGGAAAUUGUACAUUUUUUUUUGUGUUUGAAAAUGUAAAUGCGAAAGUCCGCACCGCCAAACACAUUGUUGAAAACCAUCGCUAUCUGGAGCAGCGAAUCCACACAAUCUGGAGCGUCCAAUUGAUGGCCCGAGCGACGCUGCGGCGGACCAGGUCAAACAAGGCGGCGAGGCGCGGGCAGAUGCGGCCGAGGAAGCCACCGUCGGCAGAGCCGGGGGAGGUGGACAUCGGCUGGAGGUACGCCCACGCCGCCUGCUUGACGAGGCGGUUCCGGAUGCAGAUAUCGGAUCCGCCCUGCGUGGAGCUCGGCCGCGGCGAGUUGACCGCCGUCGUCGGGAGGAGGUCCUUCAGCGAGGUGUAGCUGUGAGAAUUAGGCUUGAUCGACAGCAGCUCGAGAUCGUCGGAAGACGACGACGUGGUGGCGGAGGUCGUCGUCGACGAGCUGUGGUGGUGGUGGUAGAGGAGAUUGAGCUUGGUCGGCGCUACUACGAUCGAGGAGGGGAUUGAACUCCGGCGGCGGAGGAGCGGAUGCUCGCUAGGCUGCGCCGGUAUCGAUACGACGACGUCUGCCAUGGAGGCCGGGACUUCAGAGUUGAGAGGAUUUGGAUUCAUUAUUUUCAUUUUUUUUUUUUUUUGCGUUCAGUGGUUUGGAAAAAUGUGUAUACGGCGGCGCCUUCACCUUUUAUGGUGGAGAGACUUUUGAACAUUUAUUAUUUGAUUUUAUUUUUACUUUUUUUGUAAUUUGGAAAUGGAGUAACGCAAAUUAUUGGCGUAUGUAUGUGGUCACUGUCUUAGAAUGUGGUCUACUACUUGUGUAGCUCCUUUUUGUUAUUCAACUAUUAUUAGUAAUAUUAAUUAAUUGCUUA
Messenger RNA from Salvia miltiorrhiza (redroot sage), 2025 nucleotides. Its product is annotated as putative HVA22-like protein g. The transcript has 7 exons. NCBI's taxonomy places the organism in Eukaryota, Viridiplantae, Streptophyta, Magnoliopsida, Lamiales, Lamiaceae. The record is from RefSeq and is a predicted model, not a curated record. The coding region runs from base 289 to 1035 and encodes 248 amino acids.